UCUUAUUUUUUUCUCACCAUGCAGUUCUCUCCUUCUUUCAACCUGGCUCGACUUUCACGCUGAAAUAGUGUUCUGGAGAGCGAUGAAUCUCCAUCACAACAAACCCGCCAAAAAGAAACGUGAACUCAAUUGGCUCUUCUUUUUCUCUCUCACACUCCGCGCUUCUCUAAUUCUACCCUCUCAAUUCAGACAACCCAUAAACCGACCCCACUCAUCCGGCGUCUUUUGUGUUCAGCCUAUCUCUACUUGCCCUCCAACGCACUCAUUCACACCCGAAUCCCCAACAGGAAAGAAAAGAAGCGAGGAAUAAAAAAAAAAAAAAAAAAAAAAAGAAAAGAAGAAA
Messenger RNA from Gamsiella multidivaricata, 343 nucleotides. RefSeq lists its product as uncharacterized. The transcript has 2 exons. The record is from RefSeq and is a predicted model, not a curated record. Bases 83 to 310 code for a protein of 75 amino acids. NCBI's taxonomy places the organism in Eukaryota, Fungi, Mortierellomycota, Mortierellomycetes, Mortierellales, Mortierellaceae.